AUGAAUCUCUGGUUAUGCACCCUUUCGUUGAUUCCGCUGGUGGACGCAUGGACUUUCCUGUACACCAACUCGACCGGAAACGCCACCAUCCUGCAUGACACUGGAACAGACAACUGCACAUCAAUCGACCUAGCUGGGGGGAAAUUCUUCUCUUGGGACCCCGAGGAUUCGGGUCUUUGUAUCUCGAUAUAUUACGAUUCUUCGUGCAAAGAACGAGGAGGCCUCUCCUGUAACGCUUGGAGCAAGAACGCGAGUACAACAUUCCACGGCGUCCAAAUAUAUUCCGAGUCAGAUUCGUCUUCCGCGUCUGUUUCCACCUCGACUCCAACUCCCACAACAUCUGCAUCCAGCUCCACCUCAACUUCUACUUCCACUUCAACUACCCUCUCUACGUCAACACCGACGACUCCUACCUCCACAGCCACAUCCACAAACUCUGCAACUGCGGGCAGUGGCUCUUCAUCCUCCAUCUCAGGCGGUGCGAUUGCUGGCAUCGUGAUUGGAGUCGUGGCUGCAGUAGCCAUUAUCGGAGGGCUAUUCUUCUAUUUUGGACGCCGAAACCGCAAGAACGCGAGUACACCCGCUGGUAAUCAGCAAUCUGGCCCGGCAUCUGGCUCGAUGCCUGGAGAGCCACAUGGCCCAUAUUCUCCACAGGCACCAAUGCUAGUAGCUGGAUAUGCACAGCCGCCAUAUACAGACAACUCAGAUAAGGCUCCUAACUCCUCGAGCGGCAUGUCAUCAGUACGCCCCGCUCCGGGAUCUCGAGUUGUGGAACUAGCAGGACACGACCGGGCGGUUGAGCUGGGUAAUAGCCCAAUCAGUGAGCUUGAUGGUCAGACGUCGGAGAAGUACUCUUAUCGAUUUUAA
This is a messenger RNA of Penicillium subrubescens, 867 nucleotides long. RefSeq names its product EGFR-like transmembrane domain-containing protein. The transcript has a single exon. The record is from RefSeq and is a predicted model, not a curated record. The coding region runs from base 1 to 867 and encodes 288 amino acids. Lineage: Eukaryota; Fungi; Ascomycota; Eurotiomycetes; Eurotiales; Aspergillaceae.